Messenger RNA from Labeo rohita (rohu), 2376 nucleotides. It is a transcript of the gene pex11a, whose product is annotated as peroxisomal biogenesis factor 11 alpha. Bases 867 to 1607 code for a protein of 246 amino acids. Gene Ontology annotation, biological process: peroxisome fission; regulation of peroxisome size. Gene Ontology annotation, cellular component: peroxisomal membrane. Lineage: Eukaryota; Metazoa; Chordata; Actinopteri; Cypriniformes; Cyprinidae. The transcript has 3 exons. The record is from RefSeq and is a predicted model, not a curated record.
AUAGAGAAACAACAUAGAGUUACUUAUCUUCUUUAUAAUACUAAAAACGACUUAUCCAUCUUAAAUAACCUUAGGAACAUGAACCGAACAAAACGUGAACGUGAAUGAAUCGUUCUUUUGAGUCGGAUCUUUUUAAUGAAACAAGUUCACAAAGCCAGUCUUAUUUCGUUUGCGAAUUGUUCAAAGCAAGGAAGAUUUUACUUUUGGGCGGUAGAAGAAAUAUUACAAAUAAAAUAUCUUUGAAAUAAGUUUACAACUUCAGCUGAAUCUGCAACAAAUAAAACUAGGAUACGUUAAAUGGCAAUAAACAUUAUUAAUAAGACAGCGUGCCUACAUACGUUUAAUAAGACGACUUUGAUUAAAAUCGGCCUGCAUUCCAUAUUAUUUAGGGCAGAUAGGGUGGAUAGUGGGACGCAGGGUCAGACUUGAGUGGCACCAUGUGCGUCAUGACGUAAAAUGGAAUGGUUUUUAAACGAACUGUUCAAAAGAAUCGAUUCCGGAUAACGAGUCAGUCAUCAUAUCGUCAAACACACUGCUUGUCAUAAAUAUUUUUUAUAAUGUAGUACAUUUUUAAUCGCCUGUAAUCCGUAAGUGCGAAAUUUUAUCGUUUUUAUAAGCGUGACACAAUAAUAAAGGGAUGUGAAGUUUGUUCUCUGGUGCCAACGUGUGUUUUGUGUGUUACAUGAACUUUCACCUCAGUUCCCACAGCCACGCUGGAGCGUGUGGAUUUGACAUGACAUACAGUGACAACACUGACACGAAUCUUUAAACUUUGAGUAUGCACUGUCUGUCGAGCUUUUAGCAAUUUUUAAUUUUUUUAAAUCCCGAAAGAAUCGCGUUUGCUGCACACUGUCUGUUCCAGCCACAUGGAAACUUUCGUAAGGUUCACUAACCAGAGUCAAGGAAGGGAUCGCAUAUUCAGAGCAACCCAAUAUGCAUGUGCUUUGGCGAAAUACCUUCUGAGAAAUGAAGCGAAGAGAAAAGAGCUGAUCAAAAAGCUGCAAUUUCUGGAGUCUAAUAUGAGUUCUGGGCGGAAGCUAUUCAGGCUUGGAAACACAGUCAACUCGAUUCACGCGGCCAAGAGCACUCUUCAUAUUUCUGACCCUGUGCUGCGCUUUUGCCUUAUUUUUGCCAACCUCAACCGUGCCUUAUAUUUCAUCUGUGACAACAUUCUCUGGGCCAAAAGUGUUGGGCUAAUAAAAGAUAUCGACAAGGAGCGCUGGAGCUUGAACUCCACUCGCUUUUAUUUCCUAUCCUUGGUCAUGAAUCUAACCAGAGACGUCUAUGUGAUCGCCCAGCUCAUGGUGCAGAAGUCUCGGGACCAACACUUCCAGCAAAAAGCCGACCAACAUCUCAGUGAAAGCCCGGAUGUGGCUUGUGCCGUAGUGCCUCAGCUUGAUGCGUUCCUGUUCCUUCUUAUCGAGAGCCUCAGAAAUGAACCGUCUGUGGCUCUCGAUACGCUUAAAAAUGUUUGCGAUCUAUUCAUUCCACUUGACAAACUGGGAAUUUACCAGACAAAUGCCGGGGUGGUGGGCUUCUGUGGCCUUGUUUCCUCACUUUUAGGUAUACUGUCCGUUUUGAGGCCUAGCCUCAAAAUCAAGCCAUGAUUUAGGGAAUGAAUGAGGAAAAUGCUUUCGAGGAACAUCCAAAAUGUCUUGUAUAAGGAUACUUUCCUAACAACUAUUGUGAUUUCAUUUUAGUGUGGAAUUAGAUUAACAUCAAGCAUAUUUUUGUAAAUGGAUCAACUUAAUUGUUGUAUAAGGGAGACAGGGGAACAGAACAUACCCAUAAUGCAUUAGUGCACCUGCGGGGCUGUUCACAAAAUAAUAAUAAUAAUAAAAAAUAUUAGCAUCAUUUAGAUAAGAUCUCGCAGUGUGGGAUUGACCACAUGCUGUGUACACUUUCAUUAAAUUGAGUGCCUUGCUCUAUCUGUUGUUGUAUUAUGGCAGUCCUACUGAAAUAAUACACUUGUAUAUUAUGCACUGUUUAGUAGUUUUAAUAGAGAUUAUAACAAGUUGGUACUGAUGAUAUUGAGAUGAGGGUACAUGAACACAUUUUGUAACUUUCCAACAAAAAUAUGCUUUCUAUGAUGGCAGAUGUUCAACUUUCUCAAAUAUGUGCUUAGUAUUUAGUCUCUUUUAUGUGGAGAACCCUCUGUGAAGUUAGAUAUUCUACCUCGUCCUGUAAGACCCCACAGUUGUUUUUUACUGAUGUGUGUUUUAUUUUAGGUGCCAGACAGGGUUUUGUUAGUUGUUAUUUCCAAUUUUGGUUUAUCAAGACAACAGAUAACUUAUUACAUUCUGAUUCCACAUAAUCGGUUGUCAGCACAAACUGCUUUAAGAACAAACUGUGAAUUUUAAUAAAGGAAUUUCUAUG